Messenger RNA from Salvelinus fontinalis (brook trout), 2286 nucleotides. RefSeq names its product mitogen-activated protein kinase kinase 1 (gene map2k1). Gene Ontology annotation, biological process: protein phosphorylation. Gene Ontology annotation, molecular function: protein kinase activity; ATP binding. Bases 360 to 1550 code for a protein of 396 amino acids. NCBI's taxonomy places the organism in Eukaryota, Metazoa, Chordata, Actinopteri, Salmoniformes, Salmonidae. The transcript has 11 exons. The record is from RefSeq and is a predicted model, not a curated record.
GACCGGUGUAAAUAUUGGCGACGUAACAUCUCACAAACCAUUCUCCACCAGUGCAUCUUCUCAUUAACAAGUAGAGAGAUAUACAAUAAUCAACUAUGUCUUUCAAUGUCAUCUAGUCUGUUCAGUAAUCUAAUAUCUGAUUAUUUUUGCACAAAUUCAGAGAAUAUCCGCGUGAAUUAGCCUAUAAUUUCAAUUGAUUCACCUAUCAUUCGUGUGAGUUAUUUAACCCCCACCGGAUUUUCGGAUUGUUUUUGACAGACAGCAAAGUAAACGGCAGAGCGUAACAACACCCCGGUUAUUUUGUCUGAUCGGGUUUAUCGUUUUUUUUAUAAACAAGUUAAAAGAGUGUGGAAGACAGGAUGCAGAAGAGAAGAAAGCCUGAACCGAUCCAACUCAACCCUAUUCCCGAUGGAAACACUAUCAACGGCAGCGGUGCCGCGGAGACGAACCUAGAGGCCCUUCAGAAGAAGCUAGAGGAGUUAGAGCUUGACGAACAGCAGCGUAAACGCCUGGAAGCCUUUCUCACCCAGAAACAGAAGGUUGGAGAGCUGAAGGAUGACGAUAUGGAGAAGAUCUGUGAGCUGGGAGCCGGGAACGGAGGAGUGGUCUUCAAGGUGUCCCACAGACCCUCGGGGCUAGUCAUGGCCAGGAAGUUGAUCCACCUGGAGAUCAAGCCGGCCAUCAGGAACCAGAUCAUCAGAGAGCUGCAGGUUCUGCAUGAGUGUAACUCCCCCUACAUUGUGGGCUUCUAUGGGGCCUUCUACAGCGAUGGAGAGAUCAGCAUCUGUAUGGAGCACAUGGACGGUGGUUCUCUGGAUCAGUCUCUGAAGAAAGCAGGAAAGAUACCAGAACAGAUCCUGGGGAAAGUCAGCAUCGCUGUGAUUAAGGGCCUGUCCUACCUGAGAGAGAAACACAAGAUCAUGCAUAGAGAUGUGAAGCCAUCUAACAUCCUGGUUAACUCGCGUGGUGAGAUCAAGCUGUGUGACUUUGGAGUGAGCGGUCAGCUCAUAGACUCCAUGGCCAACUCCUUUGUGGGAACCCGCUCCUACAUGUCUCCGGAGCGUCUCCAGGGAACUCACUACUCUGUCCAGUCUGAUAUCUGGAGUAUGGGUCUCUCUCUGGUUGAGAUGGCUGUCGGACGCUUUCCCAUCCCUCCCCCCGACUCCUGCGAACUGGAAAUGAUCUUUGGGUUCCCGGUGGAGGGGGACGCCUGUUCUAGUGACACCACCUCUCCCAAGCCCAGACCCCCCGGACGGCCAGGCAGCUCCUGUGGGCCAGACAGCAGACCUCCUAUGGCUAUCUUUGAACUGCUGGACUAUAUAGUUAACGAGCCUCCUCCUAAACUGCCUGGUAUUUUCGGCGCUGAAUUUCAAGACUUUGUGAAUAAAUGUUUGAUCAAGAACCCAACAGACAGGGCAGACCUGAAGCAGUUGAUGGUUCAUCAAUUCAUCAAACAGUCAGAGGCAGAGGAGGUGGACUUCGCAGGCUGGCUGUGUAGCACCAUCGGACUCAACCAGCCAGUCACCCCAACACACAGUGUGGGCAUGUGAUGGCCCUUCUAUACACCUUAGGGAUAUGUCCCAAAUUAGUUCUCCUUCUGACCAAAAGUGUGCACUUGUUCACUUCCCUUCAAUGAUUUGAAAGUGGUGGAAACUCCCACGAGCUCAUGCUUCCACCAAUCCAAUUUUUUUGGGGGAAGCAGCAAACAAGUGCACACUUAAGGAGAUAUUGGGACACACACCUGCUUAGCUAAACACUCAUAGCCUGUAUUCAAACAGAAUUGCUUUGUUUCAUCGGGGUGGUAUUUAAUAAGGACAAUAUGUAGGUCUGCUGUUUUAAUAAAGGACAAUAUGUAGGUCUGUUGUUUUAAUAAAGGACAAUAUGUAGGUCUGCUGUUUUAAUAAAGGACAAUAUGUAGGUCUGUUGUUUUAAUAAAGGACAAUAUGUAGGUCUGCUGUUUUAAUAAAGGACAAUAUGUAGGUCUGCUGUUUUAAUAAAGGACAAUGUGUAGGUCUGCUGUUUUAAUAAAGGACAAUAUGUAGGUCUGUUGUUUUAAUAAAGGACAAUAUGUAGGUCUGCUGUUUUAACAAAGGACAAUAUGUAGGUCUGCUGUUUUAACAAAGGACAAUAUGUAGGUCUGCUGUUUUAAUAAAGGACAAUAUGUAGGUCUGUUUUAAUAAAGGACAAUAUGUAGGUCUGCUGUUUUAAUAAAGGACAAUAUGUAGGUCUGCUGUUUUAAUAAAGGACAAUAUGUAGGUCUGCUGUUUUAAUAAAGGACAAUAUGUA